AUGAAGAAAGAAUUUGUAAAAAUUCACAUUAACGAGUUAAGUUCAAUCGGUGUGACGAGCGAAGAUUUGUGUACUACCCCCUUCGGCGUAGACAGUCUCCUUGGUGCCAACACACGAAAAAAGUCAUUCUCCUGCACGCAUACCGUUUCGACACCCUUUUACGGCACCAACUGUUUCUCGUGUGUUGAAUUGGACCGGCAGAAAAAUUGUGCGGAUAAGGCAUUGGCGCAGUGCUACGGUAAAGAAGGGGGGGAUUACUCACUGGGGGAAAGUCAAACAGGUGGAUUCCCAUCGAGGGAGAAUAAAAUGGAGGACUCCCCGAGUAAAGAAAACGAAAGGAAGAAAUUCUCGAGGGAAUCACACCGAGACAGAACCCAUCAGGAGGACCGCCCCCUCCGGGCGAACACGACCUCCCAAAAGGACGGAAUGUGCCACAGCGUAAACGCACUCUUCUGCAGAUCCAGGAACAGAGACCUGUUUAACGAGCGCAAUAAUGAAAUAAUGGUGAAUGAUCAGGGAGGAGACCUUCAUCAACGACGACGGGGCGCAUCGAGGAGAGAAGACGUCGCGAUGGUGGGGCCCAACAUGGACGUCUCCUUCGACAGCGACUUGAGGGGAGUCCAAAUUGCUGUCCCCGACUUGAAGUCCCACGCUUUCCAGGCGGGCACCGUGCUGAGCAAGAAGAACUCUGUGGGGAGGCGCCACCGGCGCGGCGCCAGGACGGAGCGGCAGGAGCGGCAGGAGAGGCAGGAGAGGCAAGAGAGGCAGGAGAAGCAGAUUGAGCAGGCGAGGCAGAUGCAGCAGUCGAGGCAGACUGAGCGGGCGAAGCAUACUCAGCAGACGAAUCAAAUGCAGCAAGUGCACGUGGGAGAGGAGGGUCAGACGGACCGGCCGAACCAGGAGAGAUCCACCACAAACGUGGACAAAAUGAAGGCAAAGCUGGACGAACUAACGAACAAGGAGAAGCGCCGAGAUAUGGAAAACGCCUAUAUGAAGUACAUCUACAAAAGAGACGAAUCAGAGGAGGUCCACGCAGAGAAGCGUGAUAGAUAUGUCACUUUCGGAAGCGAAGAAAAUGAUGCAUUCAAAAAUGGAGAAAUACCAGACAGAAGAAAAAACACACCAAGGACAUACAAAGACCAACUUAGCAGUGUAAUCAACCUAAGACACUCACAUGUUGAAAAAAAUGUGCAAGGAUUUGGGGAGACAUUAAAAUUUAUGAAGUAUAGGGAGCUGCUGAGGAAGUACAUGGGGACCUUCUACAACUACAGUGCAGUAAAAUGUGCAACGUACAUCAUCCUGUAUGCCCUAAUAGUAAAAAUAAUUACACAAGUAUCAAAAAAUUUAACUACAUCUAGUGGUGCUGUUCCUAGUGAGAAAUCAAAUAAUAUUAACGUAGUGUGGUAUAGUGAUUCUAAUUUAUUUCUGAACGUACACGAUGUGGAUGGGAUCAUACAAUCGGUCUGCUAUGUGUCUCUCCUAGUGUGUAUCUUCCUGCUGCUAAAAUUGGGCAUUCCAUCGAAUUACUUGCUGGCGGGGAGACUAACCAUUUUAUUUAUGUUUUUGUUCUUUGCCCAAAUCCCCAUUAUGAUUUACACCAAUUUUAUGGUGCUGAAAAAGGAGGAAGGGAUUGCCAAAGCACAAGCAAAGGUGUUCGAUAAAAAGGACUAUUUCAAUUUGAACAUGCAGAGAGUGUAUGACGUGUUUUACAUAGACACACUUAACUUACUAAUAUACACAAUUCUGUUGAGUCUCGUUUCUUUGUAUGCUACUUACCAUAAGCUCAUUUAUCCACAUCUCCUGAAAUUUUAUUUAGACACGAUUUUUUUGAGCUCCUACACUAUAGUUAAAAAAGAAGUUAUUCAGUUUAGGGUUCCCAACAAUAUCGAUGCGUAUUACCUCAACCAAAUGAAUAGCUACUUGUUUAACUCGCUUUAUAAAAAACAGGAGGACUUGACGAAGGAUGACUUGGAGAGUAACACGAGGAGUGCUAUUGGGUAUAAUAUUGUCAUUAAGAAGGAGCGCUGCUCUCUCUUCAUGCGUCUCUUCAGGCGGAACGCCUCCGACGAGGGGGGGCACGCCAACGGGAGAAGUGGGAGAAGUGGGAGAAGUGGGAGAAGUCCACGAAGUGGGAGAAGUGCGAGAAGUCCACGAAGUUGGAGAAGUGCUCAAAGCGGGGGAAGUCCUCGAAGCGGGGGAAGUCCCCGAAAUCCUCGAAGUCCUCGAAGCCCUCGGAGUGUUAGGCGCACAUGUGGCUGGAGAAGACCCACCAAGACGCACGCGCGCAAGCAGUGGAACGUAAACUUCUACAUCAUCUUCUACAUCGGAGAGCUGGACGACCAGGGGAGACCGCACGGGUUUGGCUACUGGCGGGGGAUCAACUUGGAGGGCGAAGUGCUCAUCGGCUACUGGUUCCACGGUAUCCCCGUGGGCCCCUUCAAGUGUCGUGACUUCAAGACGGGCUCGGGGUUCAUGUGCAUAAAGAUUGGCUACGGACGCACCAACUGCGAGCCGAACGACUUGGACAUAGGUCUGGCGGACACCGAGUGCUGUGUGAGCGGAGCCUUCUACAGGACCUUCCCCCGAGUGGUAUUCUACGACCUGAGCUUAACAACUCCCAACCGAAGAAGCAAAAAAAAUGACCAAGGCAAACACGGAAUUAUGGAAAAGAGGGAGUGCUGCGAGUAUCUUCAUAUAAGCAGAGCCAGCAACGAUAUCCUGCGCAUUGACUACACCAAGCUUCUACAAGACAGUGAGGUUGAUCAGGAAGGGGAAGCUGACCGCGUCAGGCUAGAUGAAGAGCACAAAAUUGAUGAACAUAGCGACAUAGGUGAGAGCAAUUCUGAGAGACCAAAGAGGAGGAGCAGAAUGAUGGGAAUGGUGAGAAGAACAGGAACGAAAGGAGCAAAAGGGGCAAAAGGAGCAAAAGGGGCAAAAGGAGCAAAGGGAGCAAAAGGAGCGAAAGGAGCAGAAGGAAAAAAAGGAAGAAGCUUUAUCAGUGCCUCCAGAAUAGAGGACCAUAGAAAGAGAUCCAAAAACAGGUCUACCAUGACGUUCGAUGAGAUCCCCCCAUCCAUCGUUAACAAUGAUUCAUUCCUAAAAGGAGAGUUACUAAAUUAUGAUGACAUUUGCAACCUGAGUUACGAUUUUAACGACCUGACUCUGGACAAUGAAAUACAUUCCGUGGAAAUGCCAACCCUGUUGGACGAAGGCGACACGCACAUCACCGACGUUGAGCACCUCCCGCGCGCUGAAAUGGGUGCAACCAAAUUGAGCGAAAGGAAGCACUCUGGGAAUAGAGUCGGAAGGUCAGUUAAGUAUGUCAGUCAGAUAAAACGGAAGGGCCUCGCAGAACGGGAAUUAGCUAUCCCGUUCGAGAAGCCAAGUUUGGAGCUGCGGGCGGGGGGGAAAAAGACACGCAGGGGGAGUCAGAAGAGGGAGCAUAAAAGGGUGCGGCUGCACAUGGGCGAUGUGGGGAAGCGGGACGAAGUGGGGCACACCCAUGUGGGGAAGCGGAACGAAGUGGGGCACACCCAUGUGGAGAAACGGGACGAAGUGGGACACACUAAUGUGGAGAAACAGAACGAAGUGGGACACACCCAUGUAGAGAAACGGGACGAAGUGGGGAACUCCGUGGCACCCCCCGUAGAGUCAGGAAGCCCAGACGCGGCCAAGGAAGGAGAUGCAACCAAGGAAGGGGACGCAACCAAGGAAGGAGAUGCAACCAAGGAAGGGGACGCAACCAAGGGAGGAGACGCGGACCAACACAACGGAGAGACCAACGGGGAGACCAGCGCGAAGAGAAAAAUCAAAAGGCACAUCGGCUACAGCAUGACCAACACCUUACUGCACCUAAGGAAAUUCAAACACUUGAAGAUACGAAAAAAAACAAAAAAAAAAAGCAUGCAGGCAAAAGAAAAAUCGAAAGAGAAAGAAAAAGCAAAGGAAAAAGAGAAGGAAAAAACCAAAACGAAUAGGAAGAAGAGAAGCUCGGGGGGAAGAAAGACGUUCCUACCCAGGGCACUCUCGGGAACUUUGCCAAAAUUAAAAAUAAAAAAAAAAAAAAUCUUCUUUUCCGACACAAUAACAAAUGUAUACAAAACCAAAUGCAUGAACAUUAUUCUACAGAACUUAUGCCCACACAUGCCUAACUUUGGCAUCCUAUACAACACCGACUUGCAUAUAUCGAUUGAUGCGGAGAGGGGACUCUAUAUCACUGGUUAUAUUAACAAAAAAAACUGCAACUUCAUACAUGAUAAGACGAGAAAAAACGAGUUCGAAGACAGCGAGGUCAAAAUUAAAAUUAUAAAGAAAAGGAAAAACACACUUAACUAUAAGAAGGGGACAAAUAGGAGACUCUACUCCUGGAUUGAUAACAUAAAGGAGCUGAGUUUAGACGGCUGGAUUAAAUGUGAAUUGGCUGGCUGCCUAGAGGCGGUAAUUUUUAUCCAUGGGUAUAACACCAGUCAUUUGGAGGCCCUGCAAAUUUUGGGGCAGAUGGCGUCUUUUGGCAACUUUCCUAAUUACAUCAAGCUGUUCCUUUUCAAUUGGCCCUCGGGGAAGAACUUCCUCGAGUUCUUCGUCGCCAAGGACAACUCCAAGAACAAGAAGGUGCACCACGCGUUCAAGUGCUUCCUGGACACGCUGCGGAGUAACGGAAUCCGGCACGUCCACAUCAUCACGCACAGCAUGGGGACGAGGAUGUUCCUGCUGGCCUUCCACGACAUCGUGAAGAGUGACCUCUUCUCGACAAUCGACGAGAAGGAAACGGGGACAAAUAACCUCACCAAGAUGAAGCUCAUCACACUCACGAUGAUGAACCCAGAGUACUACCUAACUGACUUUGUAAACAAGGAGUAUGUAUUCCUUCGUUCCUUCUGUACAGUUAUAUCCAUUUAUUGUGAUUCAAACGACAAGGCAUUGAAAUGGGCAGAAAUAUUUAGUGGAACCAAAUCCCUUGGAAAAAAUGUAUUCGAUUUAAACAUAUGUAAAGAUAGCCACUAUAAGGGAUCGAAUAGGAUGGAAAAUUACGUCUUCGAUAGUAACAAAUUGGAUUAUUUUUCCAUCCCAGUUGGGAAUAAAACGAAUGAGAGUGAUGAUAGUUUUCAAGAACCCAAAUUAGUUUCGUCCUUUUUGGACUGUGAGAAUUUUGAUAUGUCAAAUGAAAAAAUGAGAAAUAAAGAAAUGAUGAUGACUACACUUGUACAGAGACUGAAAAAACUUUUUCUUUUUUUUUGUAAAAAGAGAAACCGUGUCGACUCGAAUGACUUUAAUGAGCAAACAUCUAUAGAGAAUGAUCAGGGGAAGUCCAACACGGAUAUGGCUCACCACAAGUUUGUGCAUCAGCCACCUAUGUUUAGGAAUACACUCCUCGUUUUUACGGGAAUAGAACCCAUUUACUGCUACAGAGAUAAUCGUGAUUGGCUAGAUGUAGAUGUAAUCGAUACUACUUGGUUAGGAUCAAAUGUACAUACCUUGAGACACUCCUACUGGUCGUUGAACAGAGAAAUUAUUGAGGACAUUCGAGAACUCAUUGUCACUAGGAAAAGGGCUCGACAACGGACGUCUAGACUCGACCGCCGAGAGGGCAACGUCUGGGUUUACAGAGUCGCCCCUUCUCACCUGAAGUCCAUAUUCGAUUCGGACAUAUGA
This is a messenger RNA of Plasmodium cynomolgi strain B, 5652 nucleotides long. RefSeq lists its product as hypothetical. The coding region runs from base 1 to 5652 and encodes 1883 amino acids. The transcript is spliced from 5 exons. The record is from RefSeq and is a predicted model, not a curated record. Lineage: Eukaryota; Apicomplexa; Aconoidasida; Haemosporida; Plasmodiidae.